Molecule: messenger RNA, 3055 nt
Organism: Quercus lobata
Lineage: Eukaryota; Viridiplantae; Streptophyta; Magnoliopsida; Fagales; Fagaceae
Exons: 5
Coding region: 111-1685 (524 amino acids)
Molecular function (GO): zinc ion binding; nucleic acid binding
Source: RefSeq, a predicted model, not a curated record
UUCUUUUUUUUUUUUUUCUUUCCUCCUACUCAACUGUCGAGUUCUAGGAGAAAUCUGGGUCGACCUUAAGUGUAGGUACCCUAUCCUUUUCAGAUUAUUGUUUUGUCAGCAUGGACUCGGUUAGUUUGACAGCGGAGGAAGAUGAGGUGAUCAUGGUUCGGUCGAAGCAUCGUGAGAAAACUAUAGAAGAGUGGUCCCUCAGUUUGCUAGGAAGGUUUCACACGACCGAACUCAUCAACUUUAGAGCUGCGGAAAACCAUCUACGCUCUGUAUGGAAGAUGGAGGGGAACGAUCUAAAAAUUACAGAUGUUGGGGACGGACUGUUUCGGUUUAAAUUCUCGAUGGAAAACCAAUUGAAGUGGGUUAUUAACAACGGUCCUUGGAGUUUCGAUAAUCAUAUCCUAUUACUGCGAAGGUGGGAGAAAGGAAUGACGGCCUUUUCGGUUAACUUCCAAACUGUUCCGAUGUGGGUGCAAGUGUGGGGACUACCCUUCGAUCUGAUAUACAAGGAAGCAGGGAUAGAUAUUGGACAAGGAAUUGGUAGAGUCAUUGAGGUAGAUUGUAAAGCCAUUGCGUCGGGCGAGGCAAGGUUUCUCCGGGUCAGAGUGGAGGUGCCCUUAGACAAGCCGAUACGCGGGGGAGCCGCAGUACUGAGUCCGGAAGGUGAUAAGGUUUGGGUGGCUUUCAAGUACGAACGGCUAUCUGGUCUGUGCUUCCAUUGUGGCCUCCUUGGUCAUGAGGCAAAAGCAUGCGAGUUCACGAAGCUGAAGGUGUGGGAGGAGAGUCCUUACGGCGAAUGGCUGCGAGCGACGGAGGAUGUCCCACCACAGACCAGCGACUCUCUAGUACUGGCACAAUCUCACCGAGAUGGAAACCCCAACACCAACAACGAAGACACCAGAGAAGAAGCACUCUUCUUCUUAGAGAGCCACAACUUCCACCUCGACUCCGCCGUCUCCACUUUUCUCGACAUCGACGGUGCAGAAACAGGACCCCAGCAGAAUUUUAGUUCGGGUCACGGACAUUCAAGGACAAUAAUUGAGGAAGGAAUUCCGGAGGUUGUGGAAUGCAGGGAACUUAAUGAGGAGCAAUAUUGGGAUAGUAAUGCAAUUUGUGCCCUCCAAAAGACAAUAAUUGAGGAAGGAAUUCCGGAGAUUAUGGAGGUUGUUGAAUGCCUGGAACUUAACGCAAUUCCUGCCCUCCAAAAUUAUAUGCUUGGGAAAUCCUUCUCUGCGUCAGAGUUGAUCAAAUGGCUUAAGCAGAAAUUGGAUUGUUUUGAUCCAAAACUAUUGCUAUCUCAGGGAUACAGAUGGCUUUGUGAUGCAUUUCGAUUGCCGCUAACAGAUCUCAAGAGUCUAGUGGCUUCUCUAGCAUCUGAUAAAGCUGUUUGGGAUGCGAUUUUGAGGAACGAGUUAGUUCGAGAGUUUCAAUGGACACCCUACGCAGUUAAUUAUGUAAGGACACUAAUUUCUAAUGAAGAACCAGGCUUGGCUACAGGUACAUUGAUGUGGAUUUGGGAUGGAGAAAAAGCAAAAUUUGAGCUCAUUAAGAAAUUUCUGUCUCUAGUGAAGGGGCUAUUUCAGCAGAUGGAGCAAAAAAUUAGAUCAUCAUCACCUCUCUCUUUUGUGAACCUCCUGAUUGAGGCUGUGGCUCAAGCCCUACCUGCUCGAAUCACCAUGGCAUAAGCAGAAGAAUGCAAGAAUAAACCUCAUUAUUUGAUCAACAGUGGGGCACCAUUAGUUGAUGAUUACCUAUUAAAUUUCAGCAUUUUCCCCCCUGUAUUCUAUAUGUUGCAAAACGGUUAUGUUUCCAAAUAUUUGAACUCCUACAUUUGUUUCAUAAAUAAAAUCCUGAAGGUCUUGAAGGAAAACUCACAUACUUCCAGUCUCCUAUAACGGAUAUUAUCGACCACGUUUGCCAAGUUAACUUCACCCAUAACAUUAUCUGUUAGCAAAUCAACUUCAGCCUGCAGUAUCCAACACCAAUUGAACAAGGCUACAUAUAUGCAUCUCAGCUUGUGAACCCUGCAUCUGAAAGACGCAGAGGACCAAGUGCUGGGUUUGCUUUUUCUAAAUUCAUCUAUGUUUUUCCACUCACAUGAAUGAGUUGCUUUCCUAUUCUCAGGUCCAAGCAAUAAUAUAUUGUCAUUACCUCUCUAUAUAAAAAACUAAUUAUCUUGACAUUACCAAGUCUCUAUGAGAAGGCUUCAAAAAAGGUCUUUCUGCACAUGAUGAGGUAUCGUUUUUCAUAUAAACACCAAAUCAUGUGGCCCUACCAACUUUCACGAUCUACUCAUUUCACAUGCAUCUAGUAUUCUUAAAUCUUAAGUGCACCAAAAGAAAAAUAUGCAUGUUAUAAAAGCACCAAAUAGAACGUUCAAGGAGUAAGCUCGUAUCGGGACCUGCUUGAGUUGGUGUUUUGUUCCUCGUUGAAUGCUGAAGUAUUUGCAAUGACAUGCUGGAGUAUUUGGAGUCGUCGGAAUAAGCUGCGUGUGGGAGAGGGGGUCUGGCCGUUAAACAAAAUUGCUGGAGUUGCACGGCAUCAUCUGCAGGAGUUUCAACAGGUUCGGCAUUGUCCCAGCAAGCAGGUUCGUGCACAGAGACCUCGGUGGAAGCCUCCUGAUGCGGGUUUGUUGAAGGUGAAUUUUGAUGGGGCGAUCUUUGACGAUUUAAGGGCAGCAGGUAUUGGAGUCGCUGUUCGGAAUGAACAUGGGGAAGUAGUUGCAGCUUUGGCAGAGCAGAUUCCUAUUCCAGAUUCUGAUUUUACUCUCGAAACUUUGGCAGCUAGGCGUGCAGUUCUUUUUGCUCGUGACCUUGGUCUUCAUCAUGUUUUUGAGGGUGAUUUGGAGUCAUCCAUUCAUGCUAUUAGUAAUAGACUUUUAUUACAUUCAUCGUGUGGUCAUAUUAUUCAUGACAUUUUAUUGUUUUCUCGCUCUUUUCAAAGUUUUUCUUUCUCUCAUGUGUGUAGACAAGGUAAUGCUUUAGCAGAUGUCUUGGCUAAGAGAGCUAGGUUGUUUAAUCCUUUAUUGGUUUGGAUGGAAUCUGUUCCUCCGGAU